Mercenaria mercenaria is the source of this 9256-nucleotide messenger RNA. RefSeq names its product nuclear receptor coactivator 6-like. Gene Ontology annotation, cellular component: actin cytoskeleton; plasma membrane. Lineage: Eukaryota; Metazoa; Mollusca; Bivalvia; Venerida; Veneridae. The coding region runs from base 1111 to 2646 and encodes 511 amino acids. Gene Ontology annotation, biological process: actin filament bundle assembly. The record is from RefSeq and is a predicted model, not a curated record. The transcript has a single exon. Gene Ontology annotation, molecular function: actin filament binding.
UGCUAAAUAUACACAAGCGUUCAUGGAUUAUUUAAAUAGACAGCGAGUAUUAAGUCACCGUGUCAUAUAACAAGUGCUUGAUUUAAAUAUUAAAAAUCUCUUGUGGAAUUACCUGGUUUAGAUCAUUAUUUUUGCAUUCAAAGACGUAAAAGAUUUACCAAAAGGCGUUAAGAAAAAACAAAGUGAAAUUUACACUUCAUUGAAAUCUUUUCCGAAUUCUGUAUACUUUAUAUUCCAAUACGUAAUGUAUACAUAAAGGACCUAUAAUAAUGGCAUUCUUUGCUAAAUAGUCCAUUUAUUAUUAUAAUAAAUCUCGCCCUGUUCAAAAGGGAUUGUAUUUGCCAGCUAUCAUAAUGGACGUCCAUUCAAGCGUACGCCGCUAUUCGCUUACUUAUGUUUAAAAUGUGUAUCGCUACACCUAGAUUUCGGCCGGUUUAAUUCAUCUGACACUUGGAAAAUUGUCAUCAAGUCUGUGACACCUGUCUUGGAUUAUAGCAUUUUCGUUCUUUAAUAAGCAUAAUCGGGCACUGUUUCCUAUUUAUAAUCGAUCAUGUACUAUUGAACUGUCGGAAUACCAAUCUAUAAGUGUGAGCUUGCAUCGGAACGUAUUUCAUUUUCAUUUUUUAUUGGCACCUGCGUUAAAAGUGUUAAAGAAUCUUAUAUUAAAACAGGCUCAAAUGACAAUAUUUCAAAGAGAGAAGAAGAAACUGUGUUAAAUAAUGAGGAUAUAUCUGUCAGGGUGAAGAACAACCAUUAGUAUGCAAAUGUCAGCGGAAUGCUCUAGUUAUGACAUACGGGUGGAGAAAAUUAACACUUGAUAUAUAGUGUAUUAUAAUGUAAACAGAGGCCAUAGAGUGUGAAUGUUAGAUUUAAGCCCACACCUUGCUGAACUUGGGCGAAUUAAAAUACCAAAAAAGUGAAGACUGUAAUUUAUUUUAUAAAAGUAUCUUUAAUUAAAAUCAUUGAGGUUUCACGCUGUAAUGAUUUCAGCAAUCGCUACUUUAUAGUGAAAACACCCUCAAAUUGAAAGGAUUAUUGCGUUAGCUGGAUUUUUGUGCACAUUAUAAUUUGGAUUAUUACAAUGAAACAGUUCUGAUUUCGGAUUACAAAAUGGAUCCAAACCUUUACCAAAAUCAAAAUCUGGACGGUUCAAUGAAUUUCUCAAAUCCUGGUCCACUUAAUAUGUCAGGGACAAACUUUGGCAACCUGCAGGGUUUAACCCCAGAACAGUUGAUGCAGCUUCAACAGAUCAACCAGCAACAGAUACAACAACUGCAGGCACAGCUGGCACAAGUCCAGCUAGCUGGAACCACAGUGGCCGGUUCGAAUCCAUACAUGACCAGCUUUUCUGCAGUAUCGCCUACCUCGCCAGUUGGUAUCAACACAGGACCAUUGUAUGCUCCAAAUGCCCAGAGUUCUCCAGUGAUCAAUCCUAAUUUCAUACCGACAUUUCCAGUAGCGGGCUCAGCUCCCGCCAUGUCACCCGGCAGCGGACCGAUUCCACUGAACGCUUCAAUGAACAUAUCUUUAAAUGGACAAAUGCCAAAAAAUCCACAAUCCAACAUGAACACUCCAAGUUAUAACCAAAUGACUUAUCCUAAUACCUCUACAGGGAUUAACGGUCAGUUAUCUAACCAGAUUCACGUUCAAGUGCCUAAUCAGUUGAAUCAGUUUGAGGGACAAGCACGCUUCGUUACGGCUCCAAAUAGCUUACAGCUUCAGCAUGUUAACCAACCACGUAGCUUAUCCAGCAGCAGUUAUAGUUCGUCGGCGCCGUCAACGCCACAGGAUUCCCCGGCAGUUGCUAAAAAGCCACAACAGUUUGUUGCUUCCGUGCCUGACGGGCCUACGUUCAUGCAACGGCCACGUCAGCAGGUAACUUCCCCACCGUCGGCACGCCCUCCGCCGGGGGCGGCAUCUGAUCGGAGCAGCACAUCAUCCUCGAUACCUGGCUCUCCAGCAAGUUCAGGAAAUCCGCCGUUUUCCCCAGACGGCAGCUUGUCCGAUUCGUUUGGACCCGUUUCACCAGAGGGAACACCCAAGAAAGGGAUGAAUGGUGAGGUAAAGGCUGGUUUGCACAUAAAGAACAAACCGUUACAACACGAAACAAGAUACCCACAGGACAAAUGUUAUCACUGCAUGAAAAAAGUAUACCCAAUGGAAAAAUUAGGACCUGUGAGAGGGGUUGUCUUUCACAAGAUAUGUUUCAAAUGUAAAACUUGUAAUACCACUCUUAAUAUGAAAACUUUCUUCCAUAACCAAAAUGAUUCGUUCGAUAAAUCUGUUUAUUGUAAAUCACAUCAGCCCAUAUCAACAGACAAGGGUCCUAAGCUUGACGCAGACAGUUUUGAAAUAAAGUCUGCCCUGAAAGCUCCGAAAAAAGGCGGUGUUACUCCGGAAUCAGAACGGGUACCAAUACAUAAAUAUAGCUACGAUGUCACGUGCAAAGAAAUAGAGCACGCGCGUAAAGCUCCAGUAGCAGACCUUCAAUCCGGGGUUAAAACUAGGAAUCAUGCUUGGAGCAAGUCUAAGAGGGAGAACUAUAGUACACUGCCGACAGCUCUAGUAAAACAUGACGAACAAGUUCCGGAGUAUGACGCGGAUGAAUAUCACCGACAUAUCGUAGAAACACAACCGGAUUAUUGACAUCUGUGAUAAGAAUGAUUUUUUUUGAUAUUUAAGGAUAUUUUACGGGUUCCGUACAUGUAAAAGACUGUGUUUUCACUGUUGGAAUUUAUAACUGGUGGUUUGGCACUGUGCUAUUUAUUUGGGAUGUGGUUGUCAUGUUGAGAAAUAUAAGCGGUUGAAAACAAGACUUGUGAAAAUGCACUACAGGGAAGCAUGAGGGUGGUUGCUUUACUGUGAAGUUGUGAGAUAUGCACAGCAUCUGUCAAACCGAGAAUAUAUUGCAGUUGUAGAUUUUGUAUCCAACUUAAGAUAGAUUAUUAUUCUGUUGAAAUCUUCGAUUAUCCUUCAUGAAAUAUAUGCUUUUUUAAAAUGUAACUUGUAUUUUAUAACAUUGUUGUGUCAGUUAAAGUAUUCAUACUGCCGAUAUGUGUAGAAGCAUCAAUCAAAAUCUAAAUAUAAGUUAUAUACUAGAUAUUAUAUAACAUGUAAUAUGUGGUAACUUGUAUUUGUUACGUUACAUAUUAUGCACAAUUGUAAUUUUACACCCGACGGUUGUCUAAACACACUGUUAUUUAAAGCGAACAAUUUACUUAAUAUUUUUCAAUUUUAUUUCCACUGAGUUUAGAUGGAAGAUGUAAAUUUUUAAAGUACUUUAGCACAUUUUUGACAGCGGUGUUAACGUUUAUGCUAGAAUACUCUUCUUAUUUACUGAUAAUGAAAUUCAGUCUUUCUUUAAAACACUCAUACUGUUAUAUUUUCUCUUAAGUGUCCUUGGAUCAGAAAUUUGAAAACUAUGUUUUAUAUUCGUGCGUAUUGUCAAAUUUUAGACCUUGUAAUUUUUUCUCAUAUUUGUCAAAUGCAGUUUUUAUAUUAACAAACUCUUUGAAUUCCCGGAAUAACCUUGGAACAGCAAGUGUCACCUUAACUAAAAUAUUUAUUUCUGUUUACAUAAUGGUGCCGUUUGUAUGCGUUACGGAGAAAGAUAAUAUCGUACAGUCCUUUUGAAUUCAAUGAAAGGCAAAAUAUCAAUUUUCAUGUAUAUUUGAUUGAAUUUAAAGACUUUUAAAUCAGACUAUGUAACAAGCAUUUUAAUGGUCUAAGUAUUUUAGCAAAUAGUUUGAAGGAAACAACAUGAAAGCUAUUUUAGCUAACUCAAUUAUUUGGUUUUUAUUUCUAUUUUUUUUUUUUGUAAUUUCGGAAUGCUUUCUUUAUACAAAUUUAGUGAAGAAAUACAUAUAUUAAGCAACUUGUCGGACCAGUUGUUGAAUAAAUGUACAAAAAUCCUAUUUAUUCAAGUAUUUAAUGAUAUACACUACAUGUAAUGUUUUCUGUACUGAUUACAGAUUAUAGUUAUGAAUGAGAAAUAAACAAAGCCCAGCAUAGCGCCAAAAUAUACUGUUAAAGUAUAUUAUGAUCGAUCUGUAAGAAUGUGUACAUUGUAAUCAAUUAUAUAUACCAUGUUCAAAGCUAUAGUUCUUUUAAUCUACGGGCAAAACAUGUUGGGGUUGAAGAACUUCUAAUUGUUUUGUGUUGAAGGCGCGACCGCGGUGAUAUUAUGUCUACUAGUUUUGUGUACCAUCAUAUUUCAAAAUGUCUAAGUAUUUUUAAUUGGGGUCAUAUGGUGACUUUCCAGGUUUUGUCGGUAUAGUAAAACCCGGUGUGUCCCUCAUGCAUUAUUUUUGUCACGGGCGGGCACCUAGGCAGACCCAUCGACCCUCUGUAAGACAGCUUACUCACAUGAAAGAAUUCUACACCUCAAGGGAUGUAGUGAUCCAGCACGUUUCUGAAUAAAAUAUUUAAGUGACUGAUAAACAUUUCUUUAUCUUACUUAACAACUGCAGACGAAAAAAACCUAGUAGCUGUUGUGUUUCCCUCAUUCUUAAAUGUCACGACACUUUCAUAUAUAUACUUUCUUGAUUUUACCAAGUGCAUAGUUCAUGUAUUUGCUCCUAAAGAUUUCAAAAUAAUCGGAUAUAUACUGCUUGUUGAACUGUGUAAACCUCAUUUGAAAUAAUGUUUUCAAAUGCACAGGACCAUGUAAGAGAUGUAGAUUAUUUCUUCAAGGUAAAUUACUUCUCCUUAAUUGAUACCUAUAGUUAGUAUAACACAUGGCGGUACAAAAUAUCAACAUUGGCGGGGCUGGUUGAAAUAGGUUAUCAUCAAAUAUUACCUAGUCCUCGAGCCCCAUCUAUCUGGCAUUGCCCAUCUGUCUGGGACUGUUCGAUGUAUCCAAAAACAACAAAUUCUAUCAUUUGGGAGGGGGUUGGGGCACAGAGAGAUAGGUUUGUUUAAUAACUGAGUUGUAUUUGAUCAGUGUUGUCUUGGUCCUUUUUUUCACUAGUAUAAUUAUUACUUGUCCCCAUCGAUGUAUAUAGGAUACAUAGGCGUUUUUCGCGACGGUGUGUUGCGUUCAAUACUAAAUAUAAAAUUUGGUACCUUAACACUUUUUUUCGCGCGAUAAUGUACGGACUUUCAAACAUUUGUUGUCAAACACAAUUUAAUGAACAUAGAUUCAAGCCAAGAUAAAUGUAAGCUGUUAAUACAUAGUAAUGAAGAACAUUUCAUAAAGGUCUGCUGCCAUAUUCAUAGAUAACAAAAGCCAGUGGAAUUUUCCAAGCUUCCCUAUAAUUGUCCGCUGGCAUAUUUUGCGGCCCUGGCUGUUUUUCCUGUACUCAAUACUACUGUUCUUACACUACGUUUUAAUUUGUUGAUAUUAAGGCAAUCUAACCAGAUCCGCUUCUUCCCAUCUUUCAAUUACCCAAUCACUGCUUGUGCGAAUAACCUUAAGUAUAAACACAUUUUUGUGUCACGUUGUCGGCGAAGCUUUCUUUACUGUAUAACAACAUAUUAACAAUAAAAAUUAUGUUAAGUACUGUAAUUUAUGAUACUUGACAAACUCCUUUCAAACAAUGUUUUAUACUAGAUAUGUUAUUUCAUGCAUUAUUUUUUUUAUUACACUUUAUGUGUAACAUCAGUAAGAUGAAUAGUUGUUAUAACCCUAGUUGGUAUGGAACACUUUUGUCAGCUAUUUCAAUUAUACUAUGGGCACGACUUAUAUCAAAGAAUAUGCCAUGUGCUAUAAUUAUACUUUGUGCAUAUGCAAUUUGUUUUUUUGGUAAAAUACUACAACUACAUUUGCAAAUCAUAUAUUUUUGUAUAGGCCACGCGCAAGCCUCUUGAUACGAUAUAUGCCAUUAGCAGAGCUCAUGUUUUGGAAAUAUGCAAUAUGCAAAGCUUAUGUUUUUGAUAUAUGUCAUCUACAAAGCUUUCGUUUAAGUAUAUGCCAUGUGCAAAACUCUGUUUUUGGUGAAAGUCAUGUACAAAGCUUAUGUUUUAGUGUAAUUAUGUCAUGUGUAAAACUUGAGUUUUGAGUAAAUACCAUGUGCAAAGGUUAUGUGUUUGGUAUAUGUCAUGCACAAGGCUUAUAUUUUUUAGUCCCCUACUGGUUGAAAACCAGUUUCGGGGACUAUAGGAAUGCGCUUUUUCGUCAUUCCGCCCGUCCGUCCUCAAUUUCGUGUCCGGUUCAUAACUCUGUCAUUCAUAAAGGGAUUUUAAUAUUACUUGGCACAAAUGUUCCUCAGGAUGAGACGACAUGUCAUGUGCAAAACUCGGACCACUGGCUCAAAGGUCUAGGUCUCAAUUGGAGGUCAAAGGUCAACAGGGGUUUUUCCUAUCAGGUCCAUAACUCUGUCAUCCAUAAAGGGAUUUUAAUAUUACUUUUCACAAAUGUACCUCACAAUAAGUAAACAUGCACAACGUUCAGACCCCUAGCUCAAAGGUCAAGGCCACACUUGGCAGUCAAAUGUUAUCAUGGCAUGAACAGGAUCUGUUUCGUGUCCGGUCCAUAACUCAUUCAUUUAGGGAUUUUAAUAUUGCUUGGCAAAAAAAAAAUCCCAAUGAUAAGACAACGUGUAAUGCGCAAAACCCGGACCCCAGCUCAAAGGUCAAGGUCACAAUUGGAGGUCAAAGGUCAACAGGGCUUUUUUCUGUCCGGUCCAUAACUUUGCCAUCCAUGAAGGGGUUUUAAAAUUACUUGGCACAAAUAAUCCCAAUGAUAAGACGACGUGUCAUGCGCAACACCCAGAACCCUAGCUUAAAGGUCAAGGUCGCACUUGGAGAUCAAAGGUCAGUUGGAUUUUUUUUUCUGUCCUGUCUAUAACUUUGUCGUGUAAAACAGGAUUUAACUAUCAGUGGGUACAAAUAUUCCCCUGGAUGAGACAACGUGUCAUGCGCAAAACCUGGGGUCUUAGCUGAAAGGUCAAGGCACACUUGGAAGUCAAAAGGUCAAAAGGGGUUUUUCCUGUCCAGUCUGUAACUCAACAAUCUUUAAAGGGAUUUUAAUAUUACUUACCACAAUGAGACUGAAUGCCAUGCGCAAGAACACGGCCCCUAGCUCUAAGGUAAAUGUCACAUUUAGAGGCCAAAGGUCAGAUACAAGAACGACUUUGUCCAGAGCAUUCCUUCUUCAUGCAUGGAGGGAUUUUGAUGUAACCUGGCUCAAAUGUUCACUACCAUGAGGCGGAUUAUCAAGAACCUGGUCCUUAGGUCUAAGGUCAAGGUCACACUGAGAGGUCAAAGGUCAAAUUCAAGAAUGACUUUGUCCGGAGCAUUUCUUCUUCAUGCAUGGAGGAAUCUGGAUGUAAUUUGGCACAAAUGUUCAGCACCACGAGGCUCCCUUGUUGUUAGAAUUACUUCCCUUUGUUACUACUAUAAAUAGCUUAUAUUGUAACUUUUUUAUUACUGCCCGUAGGGACAAAUCAAGACUACUUUUCUGUGGUACAACAUGCAUGUUACAUCCAAGUUUUAGGUGUAUUUUAACCUAUCUCUACCUGGUAAAGAGUUUGUGUGGACUUAUUUUAUAUAGAAUUUUUAACAACUUUGUUGUUACUAUAAAUAACUUACCACUUUUCUGUGGUACAACAUGCAUGUUACAUCCAAUUUUUCUGUGUAUUUUGACCUAUCUCUACCUGGUUAAGAGUUUUGUGUGGACUUAUCUUAUAUAGAAUUAACAACUUUAGGUUUUUGUAUAUGCAAAUUUUAAUCCAAGUGUUUUGUUAUAACAUAUUGUAUAUAUAGUACAAUAUUGUUUAUACAUCAUUGGCAGAUAUCGGUUCAUUAUGCUAUUCUGCAGUAGAGAAAAUUAGGUGCCUUCCAAUAGGGGAGUUUGUAUUGCACGGCAAUACUUCAUUCACUUGUUGUAUCUGUCAUGUACAAAACUUAUGGUCAUGUAUGUGUGUGGCUUAUGAUCUUGUAUAUGCUUUACAUGUUUUAUCUAUCACAUCUCGGGAUUACCUAAUGAUAUUAACUGAAUGUCUCCUAUAAUAUUUAGAACAAUACGAGAACAAAGGAUGCUGUUAACUGCUACAGUAUCACAUGAAUGUUUUGUAUAAAAAACAAGAGCUGUCGGAGGACAGCAACGCUCGACUAUUUAACAGCCUUGUCGCUUGAAUGAAUAAGAAAGUCGAAAAAGGGGCAUAAUUUAGUAAAAAAGUAAAAUAGGGUUAUGGAACCUGCAUAGUGCUUAUCAGCUCAUGACAGUGAACUAGUGUGUGAAGUUUCAAUCCUUUCCCAUUAGUGGAUACUGAGAUACCAGCUUACAUACAAAAACUUAACCAAAAAUUUCUAUGUUGAAAAAGGGCAUAAUUUUGUAAGAAAGCAAAAUAAAGUUAUGGGACCUGCUUUGGACACGUCAGAUCAUGACAGUGAACAAGUGUGUGAAGUUUCAAUCCAUUCCCAUUAGUGAGUACUGAGAUACCAGCUUACAUAAAAAAACCUUUAUCAAAAAAUUCUAAGUCGAAAAAGGGGCAUAAUUUUAUAAAAAAGCAAAAUAGAGUUAUGGAACCUGUGCAGUGUAAGUCAGUUUAUCACAGUAAAUAAGUGUGUGAAGUUUCAAUCCAUUCCCACAAGUGGUUACUGAGAUAACAGCUUACAUACAAAACCUUAACCAAAAAUUUCUAAGUCAAAAAAGGGGCAUAAUUUUGUAAAAAAGCAAAACAGAGUUAUGGAACCUGUGCAAUGUAAGUCAGUUUAUCACAGUGAAUAAGUGUGUGAAGUUUCAAUCCAUUCCCACAAGUGGUUGCUGAGAUACCAGCUUACAUACAAAAACUUAACCAAAUCGGGAUGCGGACGCCGACGCGGACGCGGACGCCGACGCAUGGGCGAGUCUAAUAGCUCUACUAUUCUAUGAAUAGUCGAGCUAAAAACGAGCCGUGCCAUGAGAAAACCAACAUAGUGGCUUUGCGACCAGCAUGGAUCCAGACCAGCCUGCGCAUCCGCGCAGUCUGGUCAGGAUCCAUGCUGUUCGCUAACAGUUUCUCCAAUUCCAAUAGGCUUUAAAAGCGAACUGCAUGGAGCCUGACCAGACUGCGCGGAUCCAUGCUGGUCACAAACCCACUAUGUUGAUUUUCUCAUGGCACGGCUCAAUUAUCUAUUUGAUUCAAGCUUUAGCGGAUUCAUGUCUAACGUCUAACAUUUAAAACAACACAGUUUCAUGAACUUUUUGAAAAGCCAGCUAGCUAUCUCUUCUACAUGUAGUCUGUGUAGACAUUUAACUAUUUAUAUUAUGACAUGAUAUUAUUGUUAAAUUAUGUUAUUGUUAUGCACAAUAUUAUAUAAACUUGUUACGUAC